Molecule: messenger RNA, 1174 nt
Organism: Nanorana parkeri
Lineage: Eukaryota; Metazoa; Chordata; Amphibia; Anura; Dicroglossidae
Gene: ZMYND12
Product: zinc finger MYND-type containing 12
Exons: 8
Coding region: 59-1174 (371 amino acids)
Molecular function (GO): protein binding
Source: RefSeq, a predicted model, not a curated record
CAUAGCAACGACGAGCCAGGCCGCUCUGGGUGUGAUUCCUGAUCGCUGGGCAUCUUAAAUGGCGGCUGUGAACCCUCUAUCCAACCCCAAAGGGGUGAAGCUGUCGUGUGAGCUGUGCCACAGCCCGGCCUAUAUCCAGUGCCCUGACUGCAAGGUCACCUAUUACUGCGAUGUGGACCACCAGCAGGCCGACUGGACUAGUAUUCAUGAGAAGAUAUGCCAGCUCCUCAUCCCUGUGCGGACAGCCGUCCUGUUCCUGACCUCAGCAGAAGAGAGGGUCCAUUCUGCAGAGCAGUUAUUACAGAGGAAGAAACACUUGAUUGACCUGACCACAAAGGAAGCUCACAGACUCUUGUAUGAAGGACGCCAUGUAGAUGUCAUUCCAGCAGCCACCCAUGCUCUGUCAUUCAGUAUAGAUGUACACGGGCUGACAUCGGUGGAACUAGUGCCCGUAUAUCUUAUCCUGGCAGAAGCCAACAUUGGUCUGGGGAAUCUAACACAAGCCGAGGAGUACCUGACUCAUGCUUACUGGACUGUAUUAAAAUCUGUAGACUGCAGCAACCUCACCCGAUCCAAACUGCACCGGAAUCUCGGCCUUCUGUACUCUGCCAAGGGGGAGUUCGAGGAAUCCCUGCGCCACCUCUCUAAUGAUAUUUACUUUGCGAGCACAGUCUCUGGACCGGCUGACAUCAGCACUGCGGGGGGAUACUUCCAUAUGGCCAAUGUAUUCUUCCGGCAAAAUAAAAUGGACAUUGCUGAUUCUCUGUAUUCUGAGAUAACGGACAUAUGGUACACUCACCUGAACAGAUUGGUUGAUGUUCAGAUAAGGUCCUCAAUGAGAAGUGGUCCUGUUUGGUUCGAUGACAGGGAUCAAGAAGGCUUAGAUGAAAACCAGGAGGCAGAAGCUCUUCAGAUCCUCAGUGCUAUCUAUGACAUGAGAGAACAGGCUGCAAAAAAAGAGCCAGCCGAGAUAGCCAAGGUUCUGCAUGCCCUGGCUAUGCUGCACUAUCUCAGACUGGACUUCAAGUUGGCACGUGAGUUGGGCAGAAAACUCCUUCAACUUAUCCAGCAGCUGCCAAAGGAUGAUAAAUCGGACAGCAUGAUGCUCUUUAUAGAAAGCACUGAAAGAAAAAUGUCUGCAAAAAUGUCUGCAAAACAGAAUCCUUUUCCGUGA